CAGCGGCUGCACAGUAAAGUGUGAGCUGUGGCAUCGGUAAGAGGCGGAGGGGAAGGUGACGAGUGCUCGUAUCCCGGGGCUUAUUUGCUCAUAUUCGUUCCAGAGCGUAUCGUAUAGUCUAUUUUUAUCUGUCCGCAUCUCCAGCAGGUCGGCAUAAUGAAUCAGACAGAUAAAAAAGAAGAGGAAGUUCCUUCUUAUAUGCAAGAGCAGCCUCCAGAGGAUACCGUUAAAGAUCAUCCUCAGCAACAGCCUGGCAUGUUUUCUCGUGUAACUGGUGGCCUUUUCAGUGUGACCAAAGGAGCUGUUGGUGCCACAAUUGGAGGGGUAGCCUGGAUUGGUGGGAAAGGUUACGAAGUGACUAAAACUGCAGUCACUUCUGUGCCCAGUAUAGGAGUUGGCAUUGUCAAAGGCGGAGUGUCUGUUGUUACAGGAAGUGUUUCAGCAGUGGGGUCUGUUGUCUCAAGUAAAGUGUCCGGCAAAAAGAAAGACAAAUCUGACUGAACUGGCAAAAAAAAUAAUCUUUUGAGAGAACUGUCCCAGUUUGAUUUGGCACCUGCAGAGGAUUAGAGUGACUGACACAUUACUUAAGACAUUUAUCUCUGAGGCUGCCUGAAGAAGCAGAAGGGACCACAGCAGAACCACAAUACUAUGAAGGUUCAUUGAAACUGCAAUUCAAAUGUUACAUUUUAUUAUUCUAAACUAAAUCAUGUGUAUUAUGGUAAAACAUUUGCAUUUUCAGUUGGCGAUGUUGGUUAAAUUGCUAGAGCCAUUCAUUACCUGACUUGGCGUCACGAGUGUUGUUGUUGGGUUGUUUUUUUUGUAGAACUCGGCACAGCAGAGGUAGUGCAGCAUGUCAUCAUAAGUCACUUUUUUUUGUUUUGAUCGACUAUACUGGUGUAGAUUGGUAUAAAAAUCCAUAAAGGUAAUGGAAGGAAUCGGGACAGUCUUGAAUAUUUUUUUAAAACUGAAAGACCCCAAAAACCUAAAACGAAAAAUAAACACCACAUACCAACCCAAUAUGUUAAAAUGUGAGCUGCAUUUUGAAACCAUUUAAAUGUAUCUGAUAUAAAUGUGUUUUUUUUUUUUUUUUUUUUGUUUUUUUUUUUGUAAAUCCUAUAUAAGUCCAAAAUUUCAACCUUUUUUUUUUUUUUUUUUAAUUCUUUUCUAUAAAAAAAACUUGAUAUUUGUCACAAUAAAAUUUGAUUUGUUUUAUGGGUAAAGAUACUGUCUAGAAGUGUGAAAAUGUUAUUUAGCCUGAUAAACGUACAUUACAUUUUGUUUUUGUUCCCUUUUUUUUUUUUUUUUUUUUUUUUUUUUUGUGUUUGAUUUUUUUAUUUAGAUAUCCAUCAAAGUUUGGGUGUAAUUUAUUGUGUGAUAUAAAAUGUUGAAGCGCAAGUUUAUUGGUAUAGUAUAUUUUCUAAGUUGAUUUAUCCUUGACAAAACAUCUUAGUGCCUUAUAGAAACAUACCUUGUUUUCCUCAGGUAUUUUGUUUCUUGUUCUAAACACUAAACUCCAUAUUUCCUGUAAUAAACUAUUAUUAUAUUAAAGCACAGCUUUUAAAUAUUUUAAUGACUAUUUGAAAUGUGUUUUAAAUAUCCACUCCAUUCAAAAUUGUUCUACAACAUAAAAAUGUACUUUUUUUUUUUUUUUUUUUUUAAUGAGAUUAUCAUCAUUGCAAAGGAUCCCAGGCAUUAAUUUUCAUGUUAAUAUACUUUGCAAAAUGUUUAUUCCCUGUAUGCUGAUAAACGAAUAAUUAUUUGGCUUAACUUUUUGACCAUGCAAAUGAAUAGGGAGUGGUAAGAAAGAUCUGUGUUUAUUACAGCCUAUGCUUAUCUUUUUUUAAUUAAGAGGUAUUUUGUUCCUUGUAUUUUAGUAUUCCUAAGACAUGUACUGCGUUAAUCGACCACUUGAACUGUGAAAUGUGGCAAGAUUAAGAAUAAACUUUUGAGCCUGAAUAAA
Molecule: messenger RNA, 1960 nt
Organism: Bombina bombina (fire-bellied toad)
Lineage: Eukaryota; Metazoa; Chordata; Amphibia; Anura; Bombinatoridae
Product: transmembrane protein 263
Exons: 3
Coding region: 157-501 (114 amino acids)
Source: RefSeq, a predicted model, not a curated record